UAGAACUUAGAGAAUAUUUAUCAUUUUUCUACGGAAAACUGCUUUUAAAAAAAACCGUUUAGCAUUACUGUUUGUUGUCGUUAAUGUCCGUUCGUGCAUGCCCAAGCAUGGCGUCUUUUCUAUUUUAAGAAUUUACGUUAUUUUAAUGUACCGGAAACGUAUUGGUUGUAUGUAAACAAAAAUAAAACUGUAAAGUUCUAAAAAUGUCAGCGAACCACGUGGAUUCUAGUCAAGAAAUACAAGCCGGCCAGUUGUCGCCGAGUAAAAAACGUAAACAUAAGUACAUAGAAUCUGGUACAGAUGAUGCUGAUACAAAUUUAUCUCAAGACGAUGAAAUAACAUUUAAGUCUGCUAAAACUAAUCAUAAUGAAACAUGCUGGACAGAAGCUGAUAAAGAAAUCCAUGUAUGGUUGAAAUCAGAUAUUCGUCAUUUGAUGGAUAAUUUAGAAGCGGCCAUUAUAGAAGCAGAUGGAGAAACUAGAUCUUGUAUAGGACUAGAGCAAAAAAUAAACUGGGAUUCUGUGAAAUUUGGUCGGUAUUCAGCCGAAGAUUGUCUAUUUAUGUGGAAAAAAAUACAGAAGAAGGUGAGGAAAACAAGAACAAUGUGUGAAGUGAUGAAUGAAGCUAAACAACUGGUAUCAGAUAAUGUUGAAUCGUUUUUAAAGUUUCAAAAAGCCCUGACAGCAGAGGAACUUUAUGUUGAUAAAAAGUUGGAUGAAUAUUUAGAAAAUCAUUCAGAUGUGGAGCGGGACGAUGCUGUGGAGGUUUUAAAAUCUAAAUAUAGUAAUUUAUCUGAUAGACGAAAGGAGAAAUAUGAAACUAAAGCAAAGGAGAUGCUGAAAGUGGUUAAAUCACAGAAAGGAAAAGAUCCCUGCCCAAAAGCUCCCUUACCUGUCAAUUUUUUUAUUGAAUCUAAACUAGAAUCAACAAUGAAAAGACAUCCAGAGCUUAGUGAACAUCAAGCAAGACUUCACUGUAGAUCAAAGUUCCGUGAUUUAAAAGAUUCUAAGAAAAUUAAAUAUAUCAAUAAAUCUAUUGAUGCAUUUCCUGAAUUUCAGAAAGAAUUAAGGGCAUAUUUUGAAUCACACCCAGAUGUAACAGUUAAACCAUUAACAUCUUUCUUAUCUAAACCAGAAAUAACCACCAAAUUAAAAUACGAUGGUUUUCCAGCUAAACCACCACAGACAGGCUAUUCUUUAUUUAGCAUAGAAAAAUUACGCAAUGAAACUUUUAUGCAUGAUUAUGAUUCAAAGACCAGGUUUAGAGCAAUCUCGGAUAUCUGGAAGGGGUUGAAUGCAGAGGAGAAGAAACGCUACGAAGUUCAGUCUACCGAGAUGAAAGAAGAAUAUAGAAAAAGUAUGAAGGAGAAGCUAUUAUCAAUAUCAGAAGAAGAAAAAGAUUUAUUAAGUCAAACAAUACAUUUACCUACAUUAGAUAGUCUAAAUGAUGAUCCCUCCAAAAAAUCCAAGAAGAAAACAAAGACAACGUUAAUUACUGCCUUUAUGAAACCUAAGAAAAACGAGAAUGGAACAGAUAAAAAUAAUGAUAAUAUUUUACCUAAAAUCUUUCCUGGUGAACCACAAAAUCCUAAACGUAAUGCAUAUGCAUUAUUUGUAGAAGCCGAGAUGCCCAAGAUAAAAAAUGUCAAAAGUGUGGAUAAGUUUAAAAUGAUAGGUCAAAGAUGGCGUGAUUUAUCAGAUAAUGAAAAACAGAAAUAUAGAUUAAAAGCCAGUGAAUUAGAUGAAGAAUAUAAAAAAAAAUUAGAAGAAUUUAAACAGUCUUUGGAUAAAAAGUCUCUUCAAAGAUACAAGAUGGUUUUAGAAUCAAGAAAGAAAAAAAAGAAACAAUCAAGUAGUAAGUCAAAUCCUGUGGUAACAGAAGUAUUUGAAAAAAAAGAAACGGAUGAAUCAGAAGAAGAGGAGGAAGAAGAAGAAGAAGAGGAGGAGGAGGAGGAGGAGGAGGAGGAGGAAGAAGAAGAAGAGGUCAGCAGUGAUUGAUAUAUCUGAUCACAUACGCAUGUAUAUCAAAACAUUGUUUACACAUUUAAAUAGACAUUUUCUUCAAAAAAUAUGUAAAGGUUGUCAUGAGUUCUUUACACAUUUGUAACAUUUAAUAAUAUUCAAAUCUAUCCAGAUGAAGAUUUCAUAGUCAGGAAUUAUUGUUAUUAAUCUAUAUUUGUAUGAGAUGAUGAAAACUUUUAAAUAGACCUGAUUUUCAAAUAAUGAUUUUGUAUAGUCCUUUUGACUAGCAGGAUAAUCAAAGUAUUUAAAGGCUAUGAUUGAUAGGAUCUGUAUCCUGUUGAUAUAUGACAGUCAACAGUCAUUUUCACUUCAAAGAUGAAUACUUUGACUUGCAUUCUGAUAACGUGUACUUUAAGACAAUAUUUUAAUUUUUCUAUUCAUAAUGUAUGUUUUUGUUUUGAGAUACAAUGUGAACUUCUGUUUAUUGCAAAAAAUGGAUUAAAUUUCGAGACAAAUUAAUUUUUUAUUUACAAUAGAUUUGCUAUGUUGUGAUUUUACAAAUAGCAAAACCAGACAUACCAUUUGAACAAAUAUCAUUUCAUUUCUGCCUGUAAAAUAAGAUUCAUUUUAACCACCAGUAUUUUUCUUUUUAAAAUCGUGUUUCCAUUUUAAUUCAUGUUUCAUAAAAUAUUUUAUUCUUAGCUGUGAAUUCAGUUUUAAUUUUGUUAUUGAAUUGAAUUGAUUUUAUAUUUAAUUUUAAAAAGUAAAAAUUGCUGGUCUCAAAAUGAGUUUUUGUGAGAUUUUUGUUGUUAUAUGUGAAUUAUGCUUUCGGAUUUCCGAUUAAUUUGUCGAAUCUGUGGUUAAAAUGUAUUUGGCCUAGAAACUGUUAAUUGAGAAUGUUCGAUAAACAUGCAUAAUAUUUUUUCCUGCUUUAGUAGGAAAUCCUAGGUUUUUUAUACACCCACAUAGAAAAUUGAUUGUAUAUUGUCGUCAUUAUUGUCAGACUGUGUAAUUGACAUGCACAAUUUCUAGUGGACGCUCUGUUUUAUUUAUGAGAGGGUAGAAUCCUAUGAUUUUUGAUGAUUUGUGAUAAUUACUGCUAGCAUUACAGCCCUUGGUCACUUAGAAAAGAUUAUCAUCUAAUUGAUUUAAAAUGUAUUCACAGUAUUCAGUAGUCUAUUUCUUUCAACUAUUUCUGAUAGCUCGAACAGUUAAAUUUCUCAUCUUAUUAUCGUUACAUGUUUUGUUUGUGUUGGUGCUAGGAACAACUGGAAGCCUGUCAAAAUUAAUUAUUCCUGAUAAUAUUUGAUCAGUUUUUAAUAUCUUGCUCCCAUAACCUACAAAAGAAUAAAAAUGCGACAGUCUUCAUGGAUGUAUGUUUUAUUGUCUGGCAACCUAUUUUUAUCUGAAAUAUAGUCCAUGCUCUUGGUCAAUGUUUCAUUUAUGUAAACCAGGAAAUUAAUGCCAGCAAAGAUCAGUCACAUUAAUAACAUGGAAUUUUUGUUUGAAAGUAUUUAUUUCUGGUUGAAUAAUUGUACUUCUAAGACUGCCUUCCAAUCUGAUUAAAAUUCAAAAAUUUGACUGAAUGACAAUUGCAAGUUUAGUUUUGUCUCUACUGCUCUAAAGAUAAUCUUUAAGUUAUAUUUAGUAACCGGAUAAAGUAGUAAACAAAAACACAUAGUUUUGGAAAACAUCUACCAUACUACAAUAUUGAGGCAACUAUCAAUAUACUAAUAACUGUUUUUCAUAAGUACUGGUAUGUGUUUUUGUUUUUUGCUCUAAAGAUGUCGCCCAUUAUUAGGUGCCUACCACCUUGGUUAGCAGCCCUGCAUACAGCACAAAUUGGCAUUAACUCAAUCCUUUGCACAGAAAGCAUUUCAUUUCUGCAUCGUUUUUCUUCUGGCAUUAGUUCUGAACUUUUAGAGAUAUACAAAGAGAGAAAUGGGGUGUAACAGCCACUCGACACAAACUAGGUCAUUUUGGGACUAAUUUCAUUUCAAUAAUUUGCUUGCGUGUAGGGGUCUUUAGUCGUGGGAGGAAACUGAAGUACCCGGAGAAAACCCACGAGGUUGGACUGGUGACCCUACUCCUUGUCGGGUACAACUGGAAAAUCUGAACUUUUAGUGGCACCAGUGACAAAUUUAAUGUAAAUGAUUUUUACUGUUUAAAAUAUUAAAUUAAAUUCUUGUCAUAUGUAUUAACUCAUAUUACUGAUCACUCUGAAGGGCUGUACAUACUACAAUGUUUUAUUCACAAAUAUUUGAACCAAAAUAUUUUAAAGAUUUAAACUGAAGCUGCAAGUUAAAAUCCUAGUACAAAAUUUAAUUCUUAGCCAAUCAAAAUUUUAUUUAUUGGACUAACAAGGUAUAUCAUUAAGGAUUCCUGGGCGACCUUCGGUUGCACGGAUUUUCGUUCUAUAGUUCAACCUGUGGUCGUGACCAGCCAUACCAUACGAUAGAGGAUGGUUGGGAUAGUUCAGACUGUAGUCGCAACGAUAGUCUACAUCCGAAGGUCGCCCAGGAAAAUCCCACUAAGUUGGACAUUCGAUCCUACUGAUUGUCACAUACAAGCCUGGGAACAAUACCAGGACGCUUGGCUCAAUGUCAGUCCUUAUGAUCUAAAGUUUAUUUAGCAAUUGGGGGGUUGGAUGGCUGAAUGGUUGGCGUGCGCGCGCUGUAUCAUAAAGUCUGUCAUUGAGUCGACUGGCGUGGUUUCGAAUCCCCGGUUGUACGUGGCAAGGAGUAGGGUCGCCUGUCCAACCUCGUGGGUUUUCUCCGGGUCCUCCGGUUUCCUCCCACUGCU
Messenger RNA from Patella vulgata (common limpet), 4763 nucleotides. Its product is annotated as nucleolar transcription factor 1. The transcript is spliced from 16 exons. The record is from RefSeq and is a predicted model, not a curated record. Lineage: Eukaryota; Metazoa; Mollusca; Gastropoda; Patellidae. The coding region runs from base 204 to 1997 and encodes 597 amino acids.